GCACACCGGCGGCGCGCAGGACGCGCAGCCUCCGCUGCUCUGUUGAUAUAGACGCCGCCGUCCGCUCUAGGAGGUUAUGGCUGAGGACUUCGCGAAGGGAGGAGAAAGGAGGAGGUCGACAGGGAUUAUUCGAUAGGAGCCAUGCGUUCAAGUGCGUCCGCGUGAAGUGUUUUACCCAACGGAUGUGAUGACCACUGACAUCACGGAAACUUUGAAGUAACGCGUGCUCCAAUGUGCGCAUCCAGGCUCUCAACCCAGAAGGCGCUGAACCCACGACCAUGUCCCACGCUCAGGUUGAGAUCCCCGCGCGCGGCUUCCCCGGCCUGUCCGUGGACAUGAGCGACGACUGCUUGUCCCGCGUGCCGUCCGUGCUGAGGACGCACGGCUUGGGCGCGCGGAGGAACUCCUACGGGCUGCAGAAGAUCAGCAUGGACGUCGACUCUCCGCUGUACAGCGGCGCGCUCUCCAAAGCCCUGUCGUGGUCGGCGGAGAACAUCCCGACACUGUGCGAGUCCAGAGCAGAGGACUCCCCACAGUCGCCGUCUCCCGUUUCCAGCCCGGGCACCAGCUCCAACACGCCCCCCUGCAGCCGGGACCCGGAGCCCGGGCCCCCCGCCGGGACGUGGGCUCCGGCAGCGCGCGCCGCCGCUGCGGACGCCAGCUCCGACUCUGAGAGCGAAGUCAAACACAGGCAGCACAAGGUGUUGUCCCGCAUCACGUUUGAUCCUCAGUGGGAGCAGGAGGAGAAGGAGGACGUGGAGACCAAGGCGGUGGCGACCUCCCCUGACGGACGGUACCUCAAGUUCAACAUAGAGAUCGGACGAGGCUCCUUCAAGACGGUCUACAAAGGCCUGGACACGGAGACCACGGUGGAGGUGGCCUGGUGCGAGCUGCAGACCCGGAAGCUGACCAAGGCCGAGCGGCAGCGCUUCAGCGAGGAGGUGGAGAUGCUGAAGGGGCUGCAGCACCCCAACAUCGUCCGCUUCCACGACUCCUGGAAGUCCACGGUGAAGGGCCACAAGUGCAUCAUCCUGGUGACGGAGCUCAUGACGUCCGGCACGCUGAAAACAUACUUGAAGAGGUUCAAGGAGAUGAAGCUGAAGCUGCUGCAGCGCUGGAGUCGUCAGAUCCUCAAGGGGCUGCACUUCCUGCACACGCGCACGCCUCCCAUCAUCCACCGCGACCUCAAGUGUGACAACAUCUUCAUCACAGGUCCGACCGGUUCCGUCAAGAUCGGCGACCUGGGCCUGGCCACGCUCAAAAGUGCCUCUUUCGCUAAAAGCGUGAUUGGAACGCCGGAGUUCAUGGCCCCAGAGAUGUACGAGGAGAAGUACGACGAGGCCGUGGACGUCUACGCCUUCGGGAUGUGCAUCCUGGAGAUGGCCACGUCCGAGUACCCGUACUCCGAGUGCCAGAACGCGGCCCAGAUCUACCGCAAAGUCACCAGCGGAAUAAAACCCGACAGUUUCUACAAAGUCAAAGUCCCAGAGCUGAAGGAGAUCAUUGAGGGAUGCAUCCGUAUGAACAAAGACGAAAGGUACACCAUCCAGGACCUCCUGGACCACCCCUUCUUCCAGGAGAACAACGGCGUGCACGUGGAGCUGGCGGAGGAGGACGACAUGGUGAAGUCGGGCCUCAAGCUGUGGCUGCGCAUGGACGACACCAAGAAGCUCCACGGGAAGUACAAGGACAACAACGCCAUCGAGUUCCUCUUCGAGCUCUACAAAGACGUGCCUGAGGAGGUGGCGCAGGAGAUGGUCGUGCUGGGCUUCGUGUGCGAGGCCGACUUCAAGCUGGUGGCCAAGGCCGUGCGCGACCGGGUGACGGCCAUCAAGCGGCAGAGGGAGAAGCUGCGGCGCCAGGCGGAGGAGCGCAGGAGGCAGCAGGAGCAGGAGGCGCUGGAGGAGGAGGCCGAGGCCCAGCCGCUGCCGCCCCCCGGCCCGGCCCGGACGCCCCCCGCCCCCCUCCUGUCCCCCGCCACCACCUCGGUGGAUUCUGGCGUCAGCUCCAACUGCCCCGUGGAGCCCGAGGAGCCCGAGGCGGACCAGCACUUCCACAUCCGCCACACCAGCCUGUCCUCCGCUAACUCUGACUGCGAGACGGACGGCGACAUGAGCUCCCCCGGGCUCCAGGACUUCCCCGACGCCCGGCCCGUGAGCAGCCCCCCCAUCGCCGCGCUGCGCUUCCCCUCGAGCAUCGCCGUGUCCAGCAGCAUCGAGCACGGCCACUGCGGGUCCCCGAGCGGCUUCAACUCACCUGUGGACAGCUACGCCUCCGACGUCACGUCGGGCCUGAGCGACGGCUACGAGGGUCCGACGGAGCGGAGCGAGAAAGCGGCCGCCAGACGCGGCGCGGGGAAGCUGUUCCGGAGGCGCGCGCGCUCCCGGCUGCGCAUCACCGGGCUCUCCGACAAAGUGGACCGCGUGGUGGAGUGUCAGCUGCAGACGCACAACGACAAGAUGGUGACCUUCAAGUUCGACCUGGACGGAGACAACCCCGACGACAUCGCUGCUGUCAUGGUCCACAACGAGUUCAUCCUGCCCUCGGAGAAGGAGGGCUUCCUCCACCGCAUGGGCGACAUCAUCAAACGGGCCAAAGCCCUGAUGGCCAAGGAGCAGCCGGUCCACCGGGCCGCCGCGCCCGCCCUCCAGGGCGGCGCCAGCGCGCUGUCGUCCUCGCAGCCUAACCUGCACAGUCACAGCUUCCCUCGGACGCACUCGUCCUCGUCUCUGCCCGACUUCAGUGUGACCAACCCCAGCUCCCCCUCAUGUCCCAAUGGAGACAUCUUCAGUGCAGACAUGACUUCACCUGUGCGACCUCUAUUGCGUUCCCAGUCUUUCCACACGGCCCCAGCCUCUCCCCUCCAUUAUCAGCAUCAUCACCACCCUGCGUCCCUCCUUCCCCACCACCAGCACUACCACGUACCCUUCAUGGGCCACACUCACUUCCCAUUCCCGUAUCCGGGCUCUCCGGGCCCUCACAAGCCCGCUGGGAUGCAUCACCCCCUCACCCGUGUAGCCAGUAACCCCACCUUCCCCUCCGCCCCCUCCCCGGCCCCCGGGUCCCCAAGCCCUCAGAGCGAGACCCCCAGUCCUGUCAGCAAUGAGAGCAUCACCUUAUCCCCGCCGGUGCCCCAGCAUCCCAGCAUGUGGCCCCCCCACACGCAGCCCCUGUUCUCCUUGGCUAACGUCAUCUCCAUGGCGAUGAGCAUGGCCCAGUCCUUCAUCCCGCCGGCCAGCCUGCCCGCGCAGGGGAUGCCCUCCUUCCCAGGCUUCCACCCCCAGCUGCCCCCUCACAUGGUCCCACCGGCAGGCUACAGCUCUGUCUACCCGCAGCACUACCAGAGCCCACCGGCGGAGGUGCCGUACCCCGCGGCCGGCGCCGCGCCACCGAACAACAUCUACCACGGCCGUGUCGGGAGCGCGCCUCAGAUGAACGGAGCUGGUUUUGCUCAGAGCUGGCUCCAUCCUGUCUCUCCACCUUCCGCGGCCUCCGCCUCUGCGCCGGCCCCGGAGCCUCUGCAGCCUCUGCAGCCUCUGCAGCCUCUGCAGCCUCUGCAGCCUCUGCAGCAGGGCGGACUGUUGGGGCCUCCCAGCCUGGCGCAGGCAGACAGGCUCCACGCUCAUGCUGCCCAGCAGCUCCCAGCCCGCAUUGGGCCCAAACCACACGUCUCCAGUUCAAACUCCUCAUCAGAGCUUUCGCCAUCGCCCCCAGAGAGCCCCGAAAACACAUUAUCGUCCUUCAGCGCCCAGUUGCACCCUCCUGUUCCUGCGAUGAACGCCAGCAGCCCCAGUAUGAAAUCCUCUUCCUCUGGAUCUGAAGUUCCGUGUGCUUCUGUGACCGUCGGCCGGUUCCACGUGACGCCCAGCGUGGACGUCCCUGCGCCAGACGCGGCGCCGCAGUCCGCUCACAGUGGGAGCGCCCUGUCUGAGAGCAGCACCGAGGAGCAGGGGGGCUCCGAGACGAGCCUCGGCACCUCCCUCACCAUGUCCCCCCCACACCCGCGCCCCCACGGGGCCUCGCCGGGGGGGCCUCCCGACGCUGACAGGCAGCAGGACCGGGAGGAGGAGGAGCAGGAGGAAGAGGAGGCAGAGAGUGUUGGCGAACGGCCGAGGGCGAGGAGGAGGAACCGGAGGAGGGCCUACAGCCUCAGCCUGAUGGGAACGUCUGCGGACAGCGGGCUCUCAGUGACAGCUGAGAUGGAGGGGAGGCUGUGGGACGGAGCCGCAGGCAGCCCACAGUACACCAAUGCCCUUCAUCAUCUAUGGAUGAUGAGUUACAGCCGUAACGCCCAAUACGUGAGCAGUGAUGACUCUGACAGCGACAAUGAAGAAAUCCUGGAGGAGCUCCAGGACCUCAGAGAGAAACACCUCACUGAGGUUCAGGCUCUCCAGGCUGCACAGAAGAGAGAGAUUGAAGAGCUGUAUGAGAAGAUGGGGAAGGUCCCCCCCGCUGCCAUCGUGUCCCCUGCCGCCGUGCUGUCCAGCCGGCAGCGCCGCCUCUCCAAAGGGAGCGGGUUUCCCUCGUCCCGCAGGAACAGCCUGCAGCGCGUGGACCUGUUACCGCUGCAAGGUAUCAUCAGGAGAAACUCCCUUGGAGGAAGCAGCAGUGGCUCCCAAGAUAAACACAGCAAAGGGGUGACCUUUGCUAAGGACAUGAACAGAAUAUGAAACACGCCCCGCUGUCUAUCUACCUGGACUACCUCAUCGUUAGUGAGACUGCAGUGGUCAGAGCCGUCCCGGAGCAGAGUCACGCCUGAUCAGCAAACGGCUGCUGCUGGUGGUCGUUUACCUCAGAUGUACAGACGCUGCCCUCAGCACACAGGAUCUGCAACUAGCUUUCAGUGCGUUGUCACAUGAAGCUCAAAAGACAAACUGGUUGAUAUUAAAAUGAAUGCCGUCAGUUCAGAAGUAUCAGCUUCAGUCCAGGCUAGUCUUUGUUUCAGCUCCUUUCACUGAGCGAGCGCUUCAGACGACGCACUCGAGUGACGGAGUUGUGGCGUUUUGAGGAAAACGACUCUGACCCAGAGAGAAGAUUGUUGCCGUUCUGCUGCUUGACUGAUUCACUGCCGUUGAUCAGUGUGAACUGUGAUGAGGCUUCUCACACACAGACAACGUUGGAUAUUCACAUAUCUCAGCACCUGUUCACCGCAGUGAAGACGCUCAUACAGUAGUUUGAUUACUGCCUUUUAGGGGCUGAACACAUCAGUCUUUAUGCAUUGUACAGUUUGAUUAAUUCAUGUUUAUCGUUAGGAUGAUGUAACGAUGAUUCUGUAGUUUGUCUGCAGUCCUGACAGAAUUUCUUACAUUAUACAGCAUUACAAUAAGGAGAAUCACCACACCUUCAUACAGUAUGAAGGUGUAAACGGGUAAAAUAAAUGUAAAAUGCUGUAUAAUUGAGGUUUUCACAUAGCUCACAUAGCUUUGGUGUAAUGGUUACAAUGCAUUAUUAUAAUCCCGACGAUUUUCCAAUAUGAAAGCAGGUUUAAAAUGGAAAAAAUGACUUCUUUUUAUUCCUUAGAUGUGAAAAAUCCACCUAGGUUUAGACUACUGGCUUUUUCAUUUUCUUUUAUUGCAUAUGUUUAAAUAGUAGAAUGACUUUGUAGAUGACGUUUACAAGUAAGUAUUUCAGAAACCUUAAUUCUUGCUCAAGUAAAAAUCAUGUUGCUUGUUCUAUCGAUCAAGCAUCUUGUGCACUUUAGUUCUCAAUCAACGUUUGUUGGAUGAAACUGUGUUUCACUCGAGGAAGAACCAAUAUUUUCCCACAAAGGGAAACAGAAAAUAUUUUUCAGUUUGUUUGAACACAUUAUUUAAUAUUGGAUCACAGUAAUGAAAAUCCACCUUCUUAUAGCCUUCAGGAUACGUUUAUAGUGGGACAAAGAUGAAUGAGUUCAAGCUGUGAACCUGUAGCUGUUGCCUUAUAAACAAUCACCACACACUGAAUUUCCUGACAGUUUAACAAUUCAUAAUAUAUUCUAAAUUCUGAAUGUAAAUAUGUAAGUGUGUUGCUUUCUGAAGCUGCUGUCCUGCCAUGCUAAAUCUGUGCCUUUCCCUUACAAUGUCUUAUUUUAUAUAUUUUCUUAAGACCCGAUGCCUAGAUCAGACUCCUAAUAUUACAUUUUGACAAAUAAAUACAACAGUAAUAUCA
Betta splendens (Siamese fighting fish) is the source of this 6147-nucleotide messenger RNA. It is a transcript of the gene wnk4a, whose product is annotated as WNK lysine deficient protein kinase 4a. Gene Ontology annotation, cellular component: cytosol; cytoplasm. Gene Ontology annotation, biological process: positive regulation of sodium ion transmembrane transporter activity; negative regulation of sodium ion transport; protein phosphorylation. Gene Ontology annotation, molecular function: ATP binding; chloride channel inhibitor activity; potassium channel inhibitor activity. The record is from RefSeq and is a predicted model, not a curated record. Bases 279 to 4670 code for a protein of 1463 amino acids. The transcript has 21 exons. NCBI's taxonomy places the organism in Eukaryota, Metazoa, Chordata, Actinopteri, Anabantiformes, Osphronemidae.